Molecule: messenger RNA, 1383 nt
Organism: Morchella sextelata
Lineage: Eukaryota; Fungi; Ascomycota; Pezizomycetes; Pezizales; Morchellaceae
Exons: 5
Coding region: 1-1383 (460 amino acids)
Biological process (GO): negative regulation of silent mating-type cassette heterochromatin formation; negative regulation of rDNA heterochromatin formation
Cellular component (GO): cytosol; Rpd3L complex
Source: RefSeq, a predicted model, not a curated record
AUGAGUGCCGCCCAAGAUAAGCGGAAAACCCUGAACGCAAUCAUCGAACUCAAGCGAGCCCUCGCCCAAACAUCCGAUGGCUCCGAAUCAGACGACUCAAUCGCGUACCCGUCGAACCGCGGCCGCAAGCUCAAGCGCAAGGCCCGCUUCGUGCACGAGGGCGCCCUCAACGACGCAAAGGGCCCGCGUACCUACAAGGAGGAGAUCGAGUACUUCAGUAAACGCCGCAAGAUAAUCUGGCGCAACCGUAAAGCCCGGCACCGCGCCGCCGACCGCGACUCUGCCAGCGAAGACUCCGAUGCCAGCGACUCGAAUAGCAGCGGCGUUGACGAGGACGAUCCAUAUGCGGAGGUCAAGCUCGACAAGAUCCUCGCCCCCCUCGAAUCCGCCGCAGACCUCCCCUCCCACCCCUCCCUCGCGCACAUCUACACCACCACAACCCUCAACGAGCUCCUCCAACAAUCGCUCGACAAGCUCUGCGAAGAGCACGCCCACACCAUGAAGCUCAAAAACCUGCUCACCAUCUUCCUCGGCGACGACCCCUACGUCAACCUCGAAAAAAUGACCUGGGACAACGAAGACUACCUCUCCCAAGCGCGCGAGCGCACCCAGCAGCUCCUCCGCGAACUCGCCGGCCCCGCCCCCGACGCCGACUCUGCCCGCGGCAGCGUCUCGGGGCCCUCCCCCUCCACCGCCACCAAGCCCACCGAAGCCGAUACAGACAUGGCCGACGCCGACGCCGACGAGCACGAGCACGAGCAGGAGCAGGAGCAGGAGCAGGAGAACGGCGCGUCCUCGGCCACGCUGGAGUAUGCCGCGCCGCCGCCCGACGACGACCCCGACGCCACGCAGGAGUACAAGAUGGAAGAGAUCCUUCCGGACUCACCGCCGCGGCGGAUGACGACGCGGUCGACGCAGCAGGCCGCGGGCGGCAGCCCGCCUGCCGCGGCGGCCGCCGCCGCCGCAGCAGCGCCAGAGGUCGACGCAUUCUUCUUCCCGCCGGAUUAUUCCGUGGACCGCGACUUUGGGCUGCCGCCGGCGGAGGCGGAGGACACGCGGUGUCUGCUGUCGACGGCGGUGCAGCGGCAGGACGAGUUCUUGCGCGGGCUGGGGAAGGUGCGGGAUGGGCUGCUGCGGGCGGAGCGGUUGCGGAAGGGGGUGUGGGGGUGGUGCCGGGCGAUGGAGGGGACGCGCGAGUAUCUGGGCGGCGGCGAGGUGGAGGAGGUUGUUGGGGUUGCGCUGAGUGACGGCGAGGACUGGUAUGAUGGCGAGGCGUGGGGGCUGGAGGAGGCGCUGGAGAAGGGGAAGGAGGAGGAGGAGGAUGGGGUGGAGACGGUGGUGCAGGGGAAGAAGACGAGGGGGAGGAGGGGGGUGGGGAAUUAG